GACUAUGAUAAGUACAGCCAUGAGGGGCGAAAUAUUCAAAAGAAACUUUUGCUUUCUCCAAGUACUCAUAAUGAAAGAAAAGGAAGUAAUGGGACUACAGCUAUGUUUCAGCCACCCAUUAGAGACAUAUAUCUAUGUGACAAAUGUGAGAAUGAAUUUUAUAGUCUACGAGAAGUUCAGACUCAUGAAAGACAGUGCCGUGGGGAUACCCCACCAUCUCCAGCAGUACCCUCACCAGAGCCUGAACCUGCAGAUGAAGAUUUAGAGCCAACUGGACAGGUGCCUUUUCUUGCCUACUUGAAUCUUCAACCAGCUGAACAUACAGGGAUUAAGCCUUACAUGUCUCCAAGAAAGAGAAAUGCCAUAAGUCCUCCUAGAAAGUUGUUUGGACCAACAUAUCCUAGAUAUGAUUCAAUAUCUCUAAGUUCCCCUCUUGGAAA
Molecule: messenger RNA, 440 nt
Organism: Penaeus monodon (black tiger shrimp)
Lineage: Eukaryota; Metazoa; Arthropoda; Malacostraca; Decapoda; Penaeidae
Source: RefSeq, a predicted model, not a curated record